AUGGAGUCAGACCUUUCCAACGGUAAAAAUUCUCUAACACCGUCCGACACUUUAUUCACGUUAUUAAAAAGGCAAGCAAAAGAGUUUGAAACGUUUGGAAGACGUAUGAGCUUAGAUAUUCAAAAUUAUUCUAAAUUAUAUAUUCAAGACAAAUUGCAACAUGAACUUUCCAAAACUUCGGAAAUGGAUAAUAUUUUUGGGAAACAUCAACAACAAUUCAUAUCUCAAUCACAUCUGAUAGAUUCCCUCAGGUCACGUAUCAAGGAAUUAGAAAACGAGUCAAUUACAAAGAGUCGCGAAAUAAAGAGGCUCAAAGAUGAAUUCCUUGAUUUUAAAAAAGAAAUUAAACCGCUUCUUGGACUUGAUGAAACUUUAUCUGAGGGAUUAAUUGCUGAAAAUGAUCAUUCAAAUGACAUUGACAUCAAAGAAAGUUUAUUCUUCCUGCCAAAAUUAUUUGAUGACAACGAACCGAAGCCAAAAACCCCUCAAAAUGGUCAAAAUGUAAAAAGUGAUGAAAAGGCCUCGGUUUUGUUUGAUGAAUACUUCUACAGCAAUGUGGAUUCACAUGGCGAAUCUUCAACUUCAACGAUGGCAUCAAAUAAUGAAUACAGCGAUAAUGAGACGAUCGGUCACAAUGAAAGAAAAUUAUCAUCAGCCACGUCCAAGGGAAAAGGUCUUGAAUCCAAUAUCACGAUUCCUGUUAAGGAUCAUGUUAAUAAAGAAGAUCAUCAAUUGGAAGAUGAUUUGGAUGAGGAUAUUAAAUACAAUCCUCAGAAAUAUCCUUCCCAGGAUCCCAAUCAAAAUUUGCAGGUAGCUCAGAAACUUAGGGAUCUAUUACUUGAUCUUAAAGCUUCUGAACUAGGAAAUAAAGAAACAAAAGAUUUGCAAGAUGCUUUCAACUAUGUUACAAAGAAUUCCGCCGCCCAGCAAAAGAAAGUUACUUCUUGCCUCCCACCUAUUACGAUCAAUCCUCAAGUGGUAAAUGGACCAUCGUCUUCCUCUUCGGCCUUGAAGAAAAAGCCUACUUCAGAGUCACGUAAACAGUCCACCAUAGUUGAAAGAAUUGAAGCUGACAUUCAAAGUACUAUCGCUCAAUUUCAAGAGAAAAAUGCAAAAAUCAAGCAAAAGUCCUUUAACUAUCUUUUGAAUCAAUUUAAUCUUGAGAAUUUGAUCAAAUAUCAAAGGACAAAUUAUUAUAAUGCUUUGGCGAGGGCUCCUAAAAGAUCCAUUAAAUUGAUGGUGAAAUCUGCUUUAAGAAGUGAAUUGUGCAAUAAGGACAAGCGCGUUACUCAACCUAUUGAAGAAUACGUUAAGAGAAAGAUCAUUCCCUCUUUACCUCCUGGAAUUAAAAGUUAUACUGAAUAUGAGAAGACGUGUCAUUUCGUUAAAUUGUCUGAUGAAAAAAAGAAGAGGAUCAAAAAAAUUAGCACAGUUGAGCCUAAAAUUAAUGUUAGGAACUUAAGUCUACCAGGAAAUAAUGAAGUAACUUUAAAGAAAUUACAAAAUAUACAAAAACCGUCAAUAAAAUUAGGAAAAAGUUAUGAUUUUGCGUCUGUUGAACAAGGAUGGUAUGAUUGGUGGGAUCAAAAAGGAUUCUUUGGAUCAACGAAUUCGGAUGAUAAGAAUUCAGACAAAUUUAUUAUGCUUUCACCUCCCCCAAAUGUUACAGGAUCUUUACAUAUAGGACAUGCAUUGACGUUUAGUAUACAAGAUGCUUUAAGUAGAUGGUAUCGAAUGUCUGGAUAUCAAGUUUCUUGGAUACCUGGAACAGAUCAUGCUGGUAUUGGAACACAAUCUAUUACUCGUCAUGAUCUUGGAAGAGAUAAUUUUGUCAAAGAAAUUUGGAAUUGGCGCAAACUUCAUGGUGAUAAAAUAAUUCAACAAUUGAGAUGUUUAGGAGCUUCAUUGGAUUGGGACAAUUUGUUUUUUACAAUGGACCCCCCACGUUCACAAGCCGUAACAAAUGCAUUCAUUAGAUUAUAUAAUGAUGGAAUGAUUUAUCGGGAUACUAGGCUAGUUAAUUGGUGUUGUGCUUUGGAAACUGUUAUUUCGGAUAUUGAAGUAGAUUAUGAAACUAUUUCCAAGCAAAUGUUUUUGAGUUUACCCGGUAGAGCGGAAAAAGUCGAAUUUGGUGUACUUCAUAAAUUCGCAUAUCCUAUCGCUGACAAUGGUUCAUUAGGUUUGAAAGAGUUGGUCGUCGCUACAACAAGAAUUGAAACAAUUUUGGGAGAUACCGCUGUAGCUAUACAUCCUGAUGAUACUCGUUAUAAGAUUUUGCAUGGAAAAUAUGUUAUACAUCCUUUACUUAAUAAAAGAAUACCGAUUGUGUGUGAUCCUGAACUUGUUGAUAUGGAAUUUGGAACAGGUGCCGUGAAGGUGACACCUGGGCAUGAUAUAAAUGAUUAUGCUUGCGCACGCAGGCAUCAAUUACCUAUAAUAAAUAUUUUUAAUAAGAAUGGCAAAUUGAAUGAUAAUUGCGGAAUAAUUGAUUUGAUUAACAAUGAUAGAUUUGAUGUACGUAAUAUUAUUGUGGAUAAAUUACAGUCUUUGGGUUAUUAUCGUGGAAAAGAUACAAAUCAUGAGAUGAGAGUUGCUAUAUGUUCUCGAUCUGGAGAUGUAAUUGAGCAAUUAUUGCAACCUCAAUGGUAUUUACGGUGUAAAGAUAUGGCUCUGAGAGCUUUACAGGAUGUUGAGAAUGGAAGUAUUGUUAUUAAACCUGGUCAUCAUAUUGAAGAAUGGAAUAGAUGGUUAGGGAAUAUACAGGAUUGGUGCAUAUCAAGACAAUUGUGGUGGGGCCAUUCUGUUCCUGCAUAUAAUUUAUCAUAUGAAGGUCAAACAUCCGAUAAUGGAUUAUGGUUUGUGACAGAUUCAAUGAAUGAAGCUGAUCAACUCGUUAAAGAAUAUUUUAGACAGAACAAUAUUUCAUUACAAACCAAUUAUAAUUUGAAACAAAUGAAUUAUCCUACAACUAUGAUUGAAACAGGGUUUGAUAUUUUGUUCUUUUGGGUAUCUAGAAUGACCAUGCUGUGUACUUAUUUUUCUGGAAAACCGCCUUUUAAGAAUAUUUUAUUGCAUGCAAUGGUUCGAGAUUCACAAGGACGUAAAAUGUCAAAAUCACUUGGAAAUGUAAUAGAUCCUUUACAUGUAAUUUAUGGUAUUACACCAAAAGAAAUGCAACAAAGUUUAAGUGAUAGUAACCUUACAAAAAGUGAGAUGAAAAAGAGUGCUUCAUUGUUAGCUAAAGAAUUUCCAGAAGGUAUUAAGGCAUGUGGCACUGAUUCUUUGAGAUUUAGUUUAAUAUCUUAUACCCAACAAACACGACAAAUUAAUUUAGACAUAUCAAAUGUUGUGUCAACAAGAAAUUUUUGUAACAAAAUAUGGAAUCUAUUUAAGUUCGCAUAUGAUAGAUUUGAUUCGUUGAAUCAUGUUGUAUCGCUAUACAAGACAUCAUCAGCUUCCUCAUUAUGUGCGUAUACAGAUCAUCUAUCACUAGUGGAUAGAUAUAUCCUAUCCAAAAUGGCCAAUACUAUAGUAUAUGCCCAAAAUGGAUUCCAAAAGAUGGCGUUACAUGAAGUAACUGAUACUCUUCGAAAUUUCAUUGUCGGGAACUUGUGCGGAGUUUAUUUGGAAUUUGUUAAACCGGUUUUAUAUGGGAAUCUAGGAGAUGUCGAUUAUCAAUCACAAAAGGCUUCGUUAAGAGUCUUGGAAAUAUGUUUGGAUACUUCCUUAAGAUUGCUUCAUCCUUUUAUGCCAUUCAUUACUGAGGAAUUAUGGCAAAGUCUUUUAAAUCGAUCAGAGAAUAAAUCUUUACCAGAAUCAAUUAUGUUGGCCGAAUAUCCAAAUAUCGCGGAUUUUAGUAUGUGGCAAGAUAGUAAAGUUGAAUAUGAUAUGCAGGUCGUUUUAGAUAUCAUCCGUGCUUCACGUUCUUUAAGACAAGAAAAUAAUAUACCAAUAAAACCUUUACCUUUUAUAAUAUGGACAAGUGAUCAAGAAUUGUUAAAUGAUCAAGGUCCAAUCAAGAAGAAUUUUAAAGAUAUACAAAAAUUCAUUAAAGCCUCUGAACUUAAGGUUAUUGAUUCACAGGAUGAUAGUUCGUUAAAUAAUUCGGCGGUUAGUUUCGUAACAUCGAACCUUAAAGUAUACGUGCCAAUGUCAUCAAUAUAUGAAAUUUUCUUAAAGGAAAAUAAUAUAAGUAAAGAUGACAAAUUAAAAGAAUUUAAUAGAAAGUUGGAUAAAGUUGUAUUAGAACUUGAUUUCUUGAAAAAUCGAAUGGAAAAACCUGAAUACGAAAGUAAAGCUCCUGCAACUGCCAAAAAGAUAGAUAGCUUAACUGAAAAAAGAAAUAAGAUGCAAAAAAAUAUAGAUUUAUUAAAAAACUUGGAAAUUUAG
Molecule: messenger RNA, 4389 nt
Organism: Funneliformis geosporum
Lineage: Eukaryota; Fungi; Glomeromycota; Glomeromycetes; Glomerales; Glomeraceae
Source: the annotation of a GenBank genome assembly